GUCCCUCGGACACAGCGGAUCACUGAUCAUGGAAAGAGCCGAAGAUGUCGGCUCGGUCAUGUGAUCAGCUGUGGCACUGAUUAUCAGUGUGCCGUGAUGAUCAGUGUAGCCCCAACAGUGCCACCUGUCAGUGUCCAUCAGUGCCUUAUGUUAGUGCCUUGUGCCAGUGCCCAUCAGUGCCACAACAGUGCCAAAUAUCAGUGCACACAAGUGCACAUCAAUGCCACAUAUCAGUGCCCAUCUGAGCUGCCUUUCAGUGUCACCCAUCAGUGCCAGUCAGUGCCACCUAUCAAUGCCAAUCAGUGCCGCCUAUCAGUGCGCAUCAGUGCCACCUAUCAGUACCUGUCAGUG
Molecule: messenger RNA, 351 nt
Organism: Staurois parvus
Lineage: Eukaryota; Metazoa; Chordata; Amphibia; Anura; Ranidae
Source: the annotation of a GenBank genome assembly